Molecule: messenger RNA, 8991 nt
Organism: Oncorhynchus tshawytscha (Chinook salmon)
Lineage: Eukaryota; Metazoa; Chordata; Actinopteri; Salmoniformes; Salmonidae
Product: phosphatidylinositol 4-phosphate 3-kinase C2 domain-containing subunit beta-like
Exons: 32
Coding region: 379-5214 (1611 amino acids)
Biological process (GO): cell migration; phosphatidylinositol-3-phosphate biosynthetic process; phosphatidylinositol 3-kinase/protein kinase B signal transduction
Cellular component (GO): cytoplasm; plasma membrane; phosphatidylinositol 3-kinase complex
Molecular function (GO): 1-phosphatidylinositol-4-phosphate 3-kinase activity; 1-phosphatidylinositol-3-kinase activity; phosphatidylinositol binding
Source: RefSeq, a predicted model, not a curated record
AGAGGGCGAUGCGCAGCCGAUCAUCAAAACCUAAAACCUCAGCAACUCGCUUACAAAAUAAGCGGGUUUUGGUGGCGAGAGCUGCUGUCUGUAUUAUUCAACAAUUAGGGACGCGGGCGCCCUUUCGAUUUGGUUAAUGACAGAUAUAUCGACAAUAUCAGACACCGGAUACCACUGCCCUGGAAUUGUUUGAUAUAUUUUGGAAUCAUUAUUUGAGCAGACUGAAAGCAGAAUAAUUAGAAUAUUAUGGCACCAGUCCGUUGGCGGCCAUAGAUCUAGAGCAGAGCGUAUUCUGAGGCCCAUGUCUCUUCUCUGGAAGCCCUAGAACCAGUGUCAUCCUCCUCCUCUUCUGUUGGUGGUGGCUUCCCCUGUAGGACCAUGUCGGCAGCACAGACUCAGAAGGACGGUGAAGGCCCCUGGGGACUGGAUUCCCUGGGCCUGAGCCAGAGAGAGUUGGUAAUGGCUGAAGCUCUACAGAUGGAGUAUGAUGCCCUGUCAAGACUUAAACAGGACAAGGGUGGGGACAGCCAGGGGACCAGCUGCCAGGGGGUUGGGAAGUUACCUACGCUACCCCCUAGGGAGGGCCAGAGCCAGAUCGAUCGCCCCCUCCCACCCUGCCCCAGCCCUCUUCCUCCAGGAGGGAGUUUGCUAAGAGGGCUAUCUGGUUCGGACCCAUUCCUCAACCACCUUCAGCCUGGGGGGUCCCACUCCCCACGUCCCUCCCCAGCCAGGGCCACUCCUCCUCUGGGAAGCUACAGCAAAGAACCCCUCUAUAUCCUGGAGAGUUCAGGGAAGGGGGACUACCUGAACUCCAGCUAUGGGCACUCAGGGUCUAGCUAUGGUUCUCCUCUGACUCUGCUUAAAGGCUUCCCCCCUCCUCCAGAUGACCCUCCUCCUGCUGUACCCCCAAGGACCCCUCUACCCCCCUCCACUGAGCCCUUCCCACCCUCCCGACGCACUGUGGCGCCCCGGGACGUCAACCUGUUCACCCCUGAGGUAGAUCAGCCCAAACUGUCGUCAGGGGAGAUGCACAACUACGAGAGCCUCAACGAUGCCCUCUCCAAGCUUAAUGGGGAUUGGCUGGCGCCAAGGGGUAGGCGGGCCAACGGGGACCAAUCAGGGAAGCCGGUGGCUCGGAGUAAGACCCUCCCCCCUCAGGUGCCCCCCCGCACUUACGUACCUAUCCAGAAGAGCAACAAGAACCAGCGCAGAGUGUCGGCCGACCCGGUGUCUCUGGCCCCCAGGCUUAAUGGUUUUGGCUAUGAGCUCUUCCAGGUGUCAGAGGAAAGAGAUGAGGAGGUGGCCGCCUUCUGUCACAUGCUCGACGUGUUGCGGUCGGCGUAUCCAAGCAGCGACCCCUCUAACAACUCUGGGUUUGUGUGGUCGCCUUCAGUGGGGCCUGAAGAGUUGCAACAGGGGUUAGGGGUCAGCGUCAAAGUUACGGUCAUCAGCGACCACAUCAGAGAACCACUCACCUUCACCUGUGAUGGGUCAUCUACAGUGGACUUGUUGAUCUACCAGACGUUGUGUUAUGCUAAUGAGGACCUGGACCACAUCGACGUCGACCACUACCUGCUCAAGGUCUGCGGUCAAGCUGAGUUCCUAGAGAAUUCCCAGACGUUGGCAGAGUUGGAGUAUAUCCAGCUGUGUCUGAAGUUUGACUGGGACAUCCGUCUUUUCCUUACCAAGAGAGGCUCUAUCAACACAGAACUGGGCCGCACGGAGGAUGAUGAUGACACGCCCUCUACGAUGAACCACGGCAUUCUGCUGCAGGAACGACCAAUCAGACAGACCGUUACAAGAGAGGCUUUGACUCUGCUCCUGGAUACCUUUCACAACGAGGCUGAGUCCUUUCUACUAUCAGAGGUGGAGCUUGUGUUGCAUGUGGAACGGUUGGUCCAAUCAGUGAAGGCUCUCUGCAGCUCGCUGGCUGCUGUGGAAACGCCUGACAUCACUUCCGCCCUCAACCAGCUCCCAGCAUGCCCCUGUCGUCUGCAGCCUAGAGUCCAGAAGGAUCCGUCACUGCUGGCCAUCAAAGAGAACAGAGAGAAAGUGGUGGAGAAGCUGACGGCAGCCAUUUUGGAUCUGGUGGAGCUGUACUGUAGCACGUUCAAUGCUAACUUCCACACCACGGUGCAGAGCAACCGACACACGUCACCCACACAGGAAGCAGGCCUGGUCACCAACGUCCUGUCUUUCAGCGUCUACGCUGCACAUCGCAUCCCCAUCACAUGGGCUGCCAGCUACGAGGGCUUCUUCCUGUCAUGCUCCCUGACCCAUGGAGGGGCGGAACUUUGUGCCCCGCAGCACACCAGCAAACAGCAGGUCAGCAAGUACCUGUUUCACCUGGUGGUCUGGGACCAGAGGGUGUGUUUCCCAGUGCAGAUUAACCAGUUGCCAAGGGAGACCCAGCUGACGGUGACUCUGUAUGCCAGCGCUCUACCACCCCCUGGAGGUGCGGAGGAGAAGGGCAGCAAGCAGCGGAGGAGCAUCGACUCUCUGGGCUGGGUCACCAUGCCCCUCUUCAACUUCAGACACAUCCUGACGUGUGGGAGGAAGCUACUGGGUCUGUGGCCUUCCACCCCAGGAAGUAACACUCGCUCCAGCUCCCCCAACUUCAGCCAGCCUGACAGCGUCAUCCUGCAGGUGGACUUUCCCACGUCGUCGUUUGAGGUGCGCUUUAGCACCCCCCCUCCCGCAGAGUUCAGUCCCCAGUAUGACUUCUCCAGACUCGACCAGCACAGCCAGAGACAACUGCAGGAUGUACUGCACAAGAAAUCACUCUUCUGGUUGACUCCAGAGGACAAGCGUCUGUUGUGGGAGAAACGUUCGUUCUGCCAGUCAGAGAGUGGUGCCCUGCCCCUGGUGCUGGCUAGUGCCCCCCGCUGGGAGUGGGCAUGCCUGUCAGAUAUCUAUGCCCUGCUCCGCCAGUGGGCAUGUCUCAACCACCACGACGCACUGGGCCUUCUGCAUGCCACCUUCCCUGAUCAGGAGCUGAGGCGUACUGCAGUACAGUGGAUGGACACCAUCUCUGACCCUGAGCUGCUGGACUUCCUGCCGCAGCUGGUGCAGGCUCUGAAAUAUGAGUGUUACCUUGAUAGCCCGUUGGUACGUUUCCUGCUACGGAGAGCCAUAGGGGACAUGCGCAUCGCACACUACCUCUUCUGGUUGUUGAAGGACACUCUGCAGGACAGUCAGUUCAGUGGGAGGUACCAGCACCUGUUAGCAGGCCUGCUGUGCUGUGUGGGUGGGGGUCUCAGGGAGGAGUUUGACAGACAGUGCUGGCUAGUCAGCAUCCUGGCUAAAGUAGCCCAACGUGUCCGGGACACCUCUCCCUCCAGCAGGCAGGCCAUCCUUCGGGAGGGACUGGAGGAGGUCAGGCAGUUCUUCUCAGUCAGCAGCAGCUGCCGUCUCCCCCUCAACCCCGGCAUGCUGGUCAAAGCCGUCAACAUACAGUCGUGUUCCUACUUCAACUCCAAUGCCGUGCCCCUCAAACUGUCCUUCCAGAACCUGGACCCACGAGGAGACAACAUCAACGUCAUCUUCAAGUCAGGUGAUGACCUGCGCCAGGACAUGCUGACCUUGCAGAUCAUCCGCAUCAUGAACAAGAUCUGGAUCCAGGAGGGACUGGACAUGAGGAUGGUCAUCUUCAGAUGCUUCUCUACUGGACGAGGCAGAGGUAUGGUGGAGAUGAUUCCCCAGGCUGAGACUCUGAGGAAGAUCCAGGGGGAACAUGGAGUGACUGGUUCCUUUAAGGACCGCCCCCUGGCUGACUGGCUGCAGAAACACAACCCUACAGAGGACGAGUACGAGAAGGCUGUGGAGAACUUCAUUUACUCGUGCGCAGGCUGCUGCGUGGCCACCUACAUCCUGGGCAUCUGUGACCGCCACAACGACAACAUCAUGCUGAAGACCAGCGGUCACAUGUUCCACAUCGACUUCGGCAAGUUCCUGGGACAUGCACAAAUGUUUGGCAACAUCAAACGGGACCGUGCUCCGUUUGUGUUCACCUCUGACAUGGCCUACGUCAUCAACGGAGGAGACAAACCUUCCAGUCGCUUCCAUGACUUUGUGGACCUGUGCUGUGAGGCCUACAACCUCAUCCGCAAACACGCACACCUCUUCCUCAACCUACUGGGACUGAUGUUGUCGUGUGGCAUCCCUGAGCUGUCCGACCUGGAUGAUCUGAAGUACGUCUACGACGCGCUGAGACCUCACGAGUCUGAGGCUGACGCCACCAUGUACUUCACCAGGUUGAUAGAGUCCAGUCUGGGCAGUGUUGCCACUAAGUUGAACUUCUUCAUCCAUAACUUGGCUCAGAUGAAGUUUGCCUCAUCCGAGGAGCGUCCUGUGCUCUCCUUCGCCCCACGGGUUUACACCCUCAAGACUGACGGACUCAUCCGCAACCUCUUUGUCUGCCGACACAUACGAACCUACAGCCCCAGCAAAGGAUACGCGUUUGUGGUGAAGGUGGAGCGGGAAGGCCAGCAGGGGUCAGUGUUGGUCCAGAGGAGCUUUGAGGAGUUCUAUGAACUACACAGUAAACUACGCCUCAUCUUCCCCUCAUCCAAACUACCCAGUUUCCCCAGCCGCUUUUUGAUUGGGCGGUCUCGAGGAGAGGCGAUGGCUGACAGGAGGAAAGACGAGCUGAACGGAUACGUCUGGCAUCUGGUGCAUGCUGCGCCAGAGGUCGCCCAGUGUGACCUCAUCUACACUUUCUUCCAUCCUCUGCAAAGAGACGAGAAACCUGGAACAGUGGUGAACACACUGCAGAGCAAACCUGCAGAGAUCUGUUGGGGUCCAGUCUCAGGCAAAGUGGUAGGAGAGGUCAAGCUCUCCAUCUCCUAUAAGAGUGACAAGCUCUUCAUCAUGGUCAUGCACAUACGAGGCCUGCAACCCUUGCAGGAUGGGACAGACCCUGACCCCUACGUCAAGCUGUACCUCCUCCCAGACCCCCAGAAAACCGGCAAGAGGAAGACCAAGGCUGCGAGACGCACCUGCAACCCCACCUACAAUGAGAUGCUGGUGUAUGACCGUAUCCCUCGCGGGGACCUGCAGCAGAGGGUGAUCCACCUGCGGGUGCUGGGGGAGGGUGCGUUCUGGGAAAACACCCUGCUGGGCGAGGCCUUCAUCCCCCUGAAGACCCUGACAGCCGGGCAGUGCUGGGCAGACUGGCACCAGCUGGGCACGCCCAGCACCGACUCCACACGCUGAGAAUGAAAGUCGGAGGUGGAGCGUGAGAGGGAGAGAGGAACGACUGAUCAGGGUGUGCGUGCACACAGGUGUACGUGAGUGCGUUCAGUUGUUAUGGUCAGAGUUGUCCAGCUUCUCGGGCUGGUUUAUUCCCCCAGUGGGGGUGUGUGUGGACCCGUAUCCUGCCCAGGUUGGAUGUGUGUGUCCUAUGUAGGUUUGAGGUGUGUUUGUGUGUCUGUAGACUCAUUGACUCAUUCGCUCCCGAGUGGCGCAGCUGUCUAAGGCACUGCAUCUCAGUGCAAGAGGCAUCACUAUGGUCCCUGGUUUGAAUCCAGGCUUGUAUCACAUCCGGCCAUGAUUGAGAGACCCAGACCCAUAGCGGUGCGCAGUUGGCCCAGCAUUGGCCGGGUUUGGCCGGGGUAGGCCAUCAUUGUAAAUAACAAUUUGUCCUUAACUGACUUGCCUAGUUAAAUGAAGGUUAAAUUUAAAAAAUAUAUAUAAUUGACGGUCAAUCGUCACUGGACACUGUAUCCAUGGGACUGUACUGGACUGUAUGGACCUACUUUAAGAUUCUCUGAUCACCAUAAGAACGGACAACUGGGGCAUGUGAAGAUAACCAGUCUGUUCUUCUCAGUGACUCUGACUUCCAGAAGACUUUUCUCUGGUAACGACAUGGCCUCCCAAGACCAGGCAGCACAGGGGACCAGUGGGAGGAAGCAGAGGGCAUUGUUACUCUGUGAAAACAUGGACCGCUUCUUUCCCCUUUACAUGUAUCUAGGGCCAACGGAGAGACGUCCAUCUUACCGCCUGGCGGAAAAGACUUUGAAAUGGGUCUGGUCCCCUCCAAAGUCCUGUCUUUUAAAAGACUUUGAAAUGGGUCUGGUCCCCUCCAAAGUCCUGUCUUUUAAAAGACUUUGAAACGGGUCUGGUCCCCUCCAAAGUCCUGUCUUUUAAAAGACUUUGAAACGGGUCUGGUCCCCUCCAAAGUCCUGUCUUAUAAAAGACUUUGAAACGGGUCUGGUCCCCUCCAAAGUCCUGUCUUUUAAAAGACAACCGUAAGUUAUUUAUUUUUCAAGCGUUACCCUUCUGUUAGUGCCGCUCCAUUUCGAGCUCUGUUUGGUUAUGUGUGUGUGUGUGUGUGUGUGUGUGUGUGUAUGUGUGUGUGUGUGUGUGCGUGUGUGUGUGUGUAAAUGAUUUUGAUUUCUGUGUGUACCCCAGAUUUAUGCAGAUCGUGAUAUGUGAAUUAUGUUGGAUCCAGUCUUUCUGAUUUGAGAGAGAGAGAGAGAGAGAGAGAGAGAGAGAGAGGGCGUAGAUGCUUUUGUGUCAUUGUGGGGUAGAGAUGUACAGUACCAACCGGACCUGCCUAUGGUUUGGGUCCUCCCUAACACAGACUCACGUGACUUUCGUCCACUCAGCCUGAUUCAGUAGCUCCUCUGCAUUAGAACUUGUUGGAGUGUGCGCUGGUUUGGGUGUGUGUGUUUGUGUCUCCCAUUGUUGACUAGCUGUUGUAAUCCAAGCCUUACCUACGCUUCAUUUCACCGUUUGAUGAUAAUUGACACACAGGUCGUUGAUCAAAUUUUAAAUGUAGUACUGUGUGUUGACAAUGUUGUCUUCAUGGGAAAAUCUUCAAAUCUCAAACGUUUGUUAAAAAAUGUUUCUUAUAUCAACGCCUUCAGAAUAUUAUUUUGUUGUCGUUGCAUGAGUGCUUCUACGUCUACGUCUAUGUGGGGAAAAUCAGACGAUUAGCUGGCGUCACGGAUAAACUGCCUGAGCAAAGAAAUCUUUGUUCUUUCGGACACUAAACUCUCACGCCAUUCCGACUAUGUAGUGGAAAUGUUUCACUUGGUUUUAUUUCUCAUGCAUUUUGAACUUACAUUUGACUUUCGUGGCUUUUUCAAACGACAAAAGUGAUCCUGUUCAUGUGUUAUACAGUACUGUAGCUAUAAGAGGGGGGGACGGAACAGUGACAGAAGUGCUGACGAAGCAAAUCAAGGUUUCGACUACGUGCACAUUGCUCAACUCAUUUGUGUCUUUCCUCGGGAGAUACUCAGUGAUUUGAUAGUUUGCCAUUUUUGGCAUUGAUAUCUCGCUCUCAUUUUCUUGUGUAAGAGCUGGACACACUGUCCUUGUUUCACUGGCAGACAGACAAUGUGACCUUUCGCAAUGCAAAAUGGCCGCUUUCAGUGGGAAAAUCUGCUUGUGGGCAGAGUUGUUGCUAUUGAGAGUGGAAUAUCAAGGUUAACUCAUGAAUUGAGCAAGAAGGGUUGACCUGUAAAAAAUAUAUAUAUAUAAAUAACUAGGACAAGGUUUAUUCCUGGUCAGGAAAAAACAACUCCUGGUGAAAUAUGGUUAAUCGGUGAAGGAAGUUUCUAUGUUUCUAUAACAGAGCAGCUAUCGGUAAGAUAAGGAGGUCUUGGUGUCCGAUGUUUUCAGAUCACAAUACAAUUACAGGCGAAUACAGGUUAAGGCUGGCUUUCGAAGGUGUUGAAAUGUAACGCGUAUUUGUUUGGAUCAUUAAACAUACCCGCAUCCAUUGCAAGGAAUAUUUAGAUGCUAUUUGUUUUUGGUUUGGUUGCAUAGGCUUUGACAUAACAUACAAUUCACCAGCCCUGUUUUAAAAGCAUUGAUCUUUUUUCAACAUCUCUGAAAAUGUUUCUUCAUUCAGUAAUCAUGAAGAGUAGCUACAUCACUGUUUUAGAAACAAGGGUAGACAGUUUGAACAGGUGUGUGUUAGAAAUGACAAGAGGAGCUCUUCGACUAAAGGUUAGCCUAUCUCAGGCUGAAGUGCAGUAAUCACACAGGACCAGCAUGCUUAACCCGGACCAACCAGUUUAACCACUGCUCUCAUUCAAAAAACACAACACUUUAUUUGACUGCCCUUUGAAUGUGUCUGGUGGAUAUUUACAUAUUUUGUUUGGUUUCUAGAACAGGAAGAAUAUUCCCUGGGGGGGUGUUUCACUACAGUCUGAAUGGCUAUAAUGUGGCUAUAGGCUCUUAGUGUGACAUUUUUAAAUGAUUGAAAGAUGACUUUCUCCAUAUUGAGUGUUGGUAUUUGUUGUGUGCUAAAAGACUGAUGACCGAUAUUAAAGUAUUUUUAAUUGUUUUUUUUCCUUGUGACAGUUGUACCACUUUGGGGGAAAGGAGGGACACCAUAUGGCUUCCUCCUCCAUGUCUCUUUUACUUUCUGGUCUUGACACUCUAGCUAAGAGUAGAGUCAAAUAUGGAUCUCUAUGCAGUAUAGGGCUCUGGUUAAAAGUUUUAUGAUAGAAAUGUUGCUCUUGCCUAACAGACCAGUGAUUACACAUGGAAGGAGACCAGGACAGGGGUUAACUGGAAGGCAUUGGGACUCCCAAACCAAGCACCUACCUGCUAAAUACCAAGUGUAAAUCUGAAAAUAAUGUCUAGGUCUGAGCAAUAUAGUGAAAAUUCUACCAGAAGGUACCUCUCUAGUUCUUUCAGAUCUAUGUGAAGUGCCUAGGGGUAGGGGCUAGGGGUCAAUUUGGGAUUGGCAAGAGUUUGACCUGAGUCCUUCCAGGUCAACUCCAAGGGACUGAACUCUGACCUCUAUGGAAUGCUGGGAAAACGGGACCGAAUGUAAGUUCAAAAUGAACUGGAUCUUGUGUACUGUAAAUACUGAGAAUAUCAUUAAUGUGAUUUCUUUCUUUUAUUCAGGAUAUAGUUUUACCCCACUUCUUAUGCUUUAGACUUUAAAAUUGUAUUGCAUUUUCUUAUUUUUUGACCAUGUUUUGUAAUAUUGUUUGCACUAAAUAAUAACAAAAUAAACUUGAAUCUAAAAGA